AUGUUUCUGCCCGGAAUCAUUGCAACUCAUCCCCUAGUGGAGAUUCGCACUCGUGUCCUCCAUUGGCUCCUGCAGAAGGUUUAGUUAGGGCUGGUGUCUCUAGCAGAGCUAAGCAACUCACACUCUGCUCUUGUGCCACACCUCCUCAAACUGCUGCAUCUUGGACCUCCAAGUGUCACUCCACACUUUCUCACUCUGCUGCUAUUCCUGGCUGAGGAUGAAGGUUGCAAGACCGGGCUGGCUGGGCCUGGAGUGCGGCAAAAGCUGCGAGAGUUGCAAGCUGUGGCACAUGUCAGUUUACUGCCUCAAGUCACACUUCUCCUCAAGAAGCUUGGUCAUCCCUCACAUUCUACAGUGGAUUCAGAGGCAAGAGUCACUGCAGCAGUGGUACCAGAGGCACCACACCCCAGCCCUCCUCACAGCCUGCUCAGGCGAAACCCACACUGCUUUGGUGAUGAAGAGUGCAGUGAGGAGGGAGUUGAUGAAGAGAACAUGUGUGACUGGACCACUGUAGAGGACUCCCAUGAUGCUGCUGUUGGUGUUGCCAAGGAGUCAAUGCUGCAGUUUGUCAUCUUUCCCUGGCAGGUACAACUGGAACACAGCCUUGAGGGUCUCUUUGGGAGGAGUGACCAGCAUAUUCUGGAGUCAAGUGCACAGUCCCUCAUGAGCUCCAACACAGCAGAAGUGAAAGCGUCAUUGCUCUUUCUUGACACUGUAGUGGUCAGGGACUUUCCUGUAGAAGUGCUGCUGCAGCGACCGGCUGUGCUGCAGGUGGUGUAUGGCUGCUUGGUGGAACAAGGAGAGGAUGCAUGGCACCUACAGGUUCCUGCAUGUGACUUCCUGCACAGCCUGACACAACUGCUCACCUCUCGUGUGAACCACUUCUUGGAUCCACACACCCGGCCUGGCACUGGCGAGGUUGUAUCAGCCAGGUCAUCAGGAGUGAACAGCCCUUCCAACCUAACUCGAGUCAGCUGCUGCUCACCACAUUCCCAGACAGGUGCUCACACUGACUCCCACCUGCAGGACCUACUAGGAGAAGGUUGUCAUCCUCAGCCUUUUAGUGGAGUGGGGCAGGAGCUUCUUCUUGGGUCAACUGUCCAUGAAGAGGAUGAUGGUGAUGAAUUCAUCUUAUUGGGUCUGCACCAGGUGUCUGUUCCUGGCCAUUGUUUGCGAGUCAUGAGAGCUGCUUGUCCUUUGCUGGCUUCACAAAGGCCAAGUCUUCAGUCAGCUUCCCUCCGCCUCAUGGCAAGCUGUGUGACACUCCUGCACAAUUGUGUCAUUCCUGACAUGCUGUGGAAGCUGGAAGAGAAAGGGGAGGGUGAGGAAGAACCACUGGUUAAUGAGGUCAUCACAGGAGUACAGAUGGUCAUUGCAUCCCUGUCGGAUCUCAUCCUGAGUAGCCUUGAAGCAAGAAAGGAGACAGGAGGUGAGAGGUGGGUGCAGGUAUGUCACUGCUGCUCCAUCUUGCUGCAUCACAUCCUCACAACACUCAUGCCAGUGGAGGCUGCUGCUCAGGUGCUGGAUGAUGCUGUGUGUGAGGCUGUGGUGAUGGUGCUUUGUGAAGGUGGAUUUUUCUUGCAGCACCCACAGCAGCAUCACUCUCUGCUACAAUACUUAACACAGGGUAAUGUCACAGCUACGGGUGAGGUUAGGUGCCUACUCUUUGCUGCUAAGUCUCUUGAGGCCACCUCAAGUUUUCUGCAGGCAUCUGACUCAGACAUUAAGGCAUUCCUUGACCUUGCUGAAAAGGCCUUACCCAGCUGUAGUGUUCUUCAGGAUGGUGCAUUCCUGGAGAGGCUCCUGCAAGGUGUUGGGAAGCAGACAGUAGAAGACAGCAUAUCUGAGCAGUUGCUGGACAAAGCAAGAUUCAUGCUGCUCCAGAUUCUUCAUUCUCCAAUGCUCUCUGUCCGCCUCAAAGGGUACAAGAGUGUGCUAGGUCUGGCAGAGUACAGUAUUGGAGCAGCUCAAACCCUGGAUACCAGCUGCAGCAGAUCACCAGCUACUCUCCUCUUGUUGUCACCAGGCAUUAUCAGAUUUCUCUUGUUUGCUGGGUGUGCUGAUGAGAAUAAGGAGGUUGCCAGACUAUCAAGGGAGAUCCUGCUCACCUUGCUGCUUGGUCAGCAUUUCAUGAGUGCUACAGUGUGGACUGUAGCAGCUGAGCAUUGGCAUGCAUGUCUGCCAGACUUGCAGUGCAUGGCAGAUCCUUCCUCUUUGCUGGGCCGUGCCAUAGAUCAAGUCUUUUUGGAGGUGUAUGAUCAAGACAGCCCCCAGGCUCUGCGGUAUCAGCUACAGUGUCUCUUUCUGCGGCGCCGAGAGGCAAGAACUGGCCCUUUCUUCUAUGCGUGCCAGAAACUGAACCGUACAAUUACUGACCUCUGCUUUGAUUCCCUCCUGUACAGCAUCACCAUUCACAGCGACCUCUUUGUCCUGAGGCAGCCGGUGCACAUCAACCGCACCUGCAACCUGGAAACAGAGGAGGGAGGACUGCUGAAGGUGGUGGAGCUGAUCCAGGGCUUGGGGUUGGAGGCAGGGGUGCAAAAGGCUGCCUGGACACAGUUGGCCUUUCUUCUUGAGGAUCCAAACCUUCACAAGUCAUUCCUAAGGCUGUGUUCUCUCCCAUUCCUGAUGCAGACCUUCAUCAACAUGCUCAGGUUGGAAGUCAGGAAAGAAAUCGGGCCAGAUGGGGUAUCAGCAACUCUGAUUUUCUAUGAAGAGACGUGCAUGAGGAGCCAAGCUGCAUGUCUCGUGGCCCUUGUGCUUUUCCAAGACAUCAUAGACUUCAGUGAUGGUGUAGAGGCAGGUAUGGCACAGCUACCCUCAGUGCCACAGCUCCUGACAGAGGGACUUCACCUGCCUUUCAUCCACCGGACACGACCGUGGUUGGAGAAUACAGGACUGAGUGCUGAAAUGAGGACAGUCCAUCAUCUAAUAAAAGAAGGUGUGUGGCCUGCUCAGGAGUUCCUGGGAUCAGUGUGGGGAGCUUCUCAAGCUGGGGGAGUGGAGUGGCUCUCUUCUCAGCACUGCUUCCACUCCAAAGACUCAGGCUCCCUCCUUCUGAGUGAGAGACAUAUUGCAUGGCUCAAGCUGUCCACAAUGUCCCUAGCCACAGCAUCAGUCCUGCAAAAUGUGGAGAAUGCUACUUCCCACCACAAUGUAAUGAGAAAUGUGGCUGCCCUCAGCUUCAAGGUGCAACAGAUGGGCCUCACUGGUGGCUGGGAUGAGGGAUUCUUCACAACACCCACAUGGAGAGGGAGCUUCCAGCGCUUCCUGACAGCUGAACCAAACUCUUUGGUUGAUGAACAGCUUCUUGUGCAUGUACUGCAGUGCCUCUACAUCUGCCUCAAGGCACAUUGUCCUGGCAUCAAGCAGCAUCAGGAUACUUGCCCUCCCCUCAUCAAACUCUUAAUUACUGAACUGACCAGCCCUUCCUCUGCCUUGCUCCAAACCCUCAGCAAGGCAGGAGGUACCAGCUGGGUUGCCUGUGACUACAGUGUACAGACUGUGCAGGCUGUGAAGUUAUUCCGUGCUGCUGCUGGCCUUGUGAACUCCACCGUCUCUGUUCUGGCAGACUGUAGUGCAGGUUCUGAAGUAACUGGCGAGAACCUUUGGGACAGUCUAGCAGCUGCCGUCACCACCACACUUCUCCCCAUACUCACUGCCAACAAUGACCUGCAGCACUAUAAUCUUGCUGUGGUGGGGAUGGCUCUGGAGACUCUUCUUUGGGUUACACUCCAUGGCUGGCCAGGCCUGGAGCUGGCAUCCCAUUUGGUCUCUAACUCUAUAAGGCUGAUCAGCUCUUUCCAUCUGGGGCGUGGGCGUGCUCACAACUCCUAUGUUGGCUGCAAGGUGACCCUCAGUUCUUCCCUCUUGCUGCUGCAUCUCUUCUCCCAGCCUGCCAUUGACUUCACACAGGUCAUUCAGGAGGCUUCUAGUGAGGACUCUUUGUCCUGGUUAGUAUCCCUGUGGGUGUACCGAGAUCUAGUGGCUAGCUGUGGCCUGAAUGUGGCAGCUGCCAUUGCUGGCUACACAUCCCUCCUGCACUGCAGUCCUACACAAGUGUCAGGGGUUGUGUGGGCAGCUGCUCUCAGCUACUUCCUGCCUGAGGGUUGCAGCUGCCUGGUGAGAGCCUCUGCAGCCUUGCUUCUGGUACAGCUGAUGCAGGCCAGCCCAUCACCUAGCAGUCCCUGGCUGUCCCCUGUGGUGGCCGAUGUUUGUACUGGGGAGUCUGUGGAUGGCCUGGAAGGGCUAAUGGCUCUCCUACAGCACUGCAACUUCUACAGUCUGGUGUUGACCUCACUUUCCCACUUGAAUGAGGGGCUGGGUCAGACUAGACCACCACCAGCCAUCCAGGAGUGGGAUCUCUCUCUCAGCUGCCUUAGCUCUUAUAGUGCAGUAGACAGGGAAGGGGAGAAGGAACAUCAUGACCUGACUUCCAUCCAGUUGUAUGAGGCCACUCUAAAACUGUUGGUUAACCUAGUAUUGCUUGACCCUACUCAUGUGGUACCACAACUUUUCUCCCAUGGCCUGGUGACUUUGAUAGUGACACAGCUACGCUGCCUGUUGACAAAUAUAAAGUCUUCACACUCAUAUCUGCGAGCAGUAGAGUUCAGCUUGGUGUUGCUGAGAAUAGUGAUAAGAUAUGAGCCUGUCCAGGCAGCUACCAUUGCCAGGGAUACUGGGCUGGAGCACCUUGCUUUGGGAGUGCUGGCUGCUGACCUCCUGCCUUUGACCAGUUGACCACUCAUCAGGAGUCCCGGACAGCCCUACUCAAGUCAAGGGGCUGGAUUGCCACUGUACAAGAACUGGUGGAUCAUGAAGUGCUGCAGCUGGCUACUCUGAGAGUGGCAGCAAACAUGGCUUUGGGAUGCCACUCUGUCUCAGCCCUCCUGGAGCCAGGCAGCUUCAUGGAGACACUCCUGGAAGUGUUGGCUGAGGAGAGAAAGAAAAAAGAAAAUUGUGAAGUGAUAAUGAUCAUUAUGUGGGCACUGAUUGCCAACAAUCAGAGAGCAAAGGCUAUCAUAAGGCAAGGUCCUCUCCGCCCUCUACUGCAACACAUGGCAGAAACAGCAUCUAGCAGGGGAGCAGAUCUGGCCUUGAAAAUAUUGCAGAUUCUUGAGGGAGGUGUGUGUUAAGAGAGAGGGAAAGAAUACACUGGCUGAAUGUUUCCAAAAAUGUGCUUCCAGUAAUUGUAUCACUCUCAUUAUACCAUGCCAUUAUCAUUAUUACCAUUCUAGUCAUAUUUCUGUAUUGAAAGGUGGUGAUCCAACAUCUGACAGGACAAGCAGUGUACUGUGCCACUCAGACUAUGAUACUUUGUGUGAAUUGUCUCAUUGAAAACUAAACCACUGCCAGCAAGACUUUAGGGGUUUACUACUUAGAUAUCCUUAUGUCAAACUUUUUGCUGUAUAUGGUUUACAUAAAUCUUUAUUUUCUUUUCUCAAUUCAAAUGUGUGUGUGUGUGUGUGUGUGUGUGUGUGUGUGUGUGUGUGUGUGUGUGUGUGUGUGAGCAUGCAAGUGCUACAAUAUAUUUUAUAUUUACCUGUAUGCAAGUCCAAAUUUUAUAAAUGAAUAAUAUAUUUUGUAUAUUUUUAUACCAUGUGGAUAAAUUUGCCUGUAUA
Molecule: messenger RNA, 5621 nt
Organism: Portunus trituberculatus (swimming crab)
Lineage: Eukaryota; Metazoa; Arthropoda; Malacostraca; Decapoda; Portunidae
Product: rotatin-like
Biological process (GO): centriole replication; ciliary basal body organization; centriole-centriole cohesion
Cellular component (GO): ciliary basal body; centriole; centrosome
Source: RefSeq, a predicted model, not a curated record